Molecule: messenger RNA, 330 nt
Organism: Penicillium samsonianum
Lineage: Eukaryota; Fungi; Ascomycota; Eurotiomycetes; Eurotiales; Aspergillaceae
Exons: 1
Coding region: 1-330 (109 amino acids)
Source: RefSeq, a predicted model, not a curated record
AUGUUUCUUCAUGCAAAAAACCCAGGCGAUAUUCAGCAUAAGCAUCUUCAAGGUCGCGAGACAAUCUUUCUCGUUGACUCGGUAGUCAACACCGGCCAGUCAAUCUUGGAAUUCGUGCAGCACAUUCGAAACCUUCAUGCCUCUAUCCGCAUUAUCGUCGUUGCUGGUGUCAUCCAGGCAAAAUCGGUUUCCACCAGUAUGAUUGCGCAAGAGCUCUCGCGAUUCCGGCGUUUGUCCUUCGUUGCUCUUCGCCUGUCGAAUAAUCAAUUCACCGGCAAAGGGCCCACCGAUACGGGGCACAGACUGUUCAACUCCGUGCUCCUUAAUUAG